This is a messenger RNA of Colletotrichum orchidophilum, 1554 nucleotides long. RefSeq names its product cytochrome P450 51. The transcript is spliced from 2 exons. Bases 1 to 1554 code for a protein of 517 amino acids. Gene Ontology annotation, molecular function: monooxygenase activity; oxidoreductase activity, acting on paired donors, with incorporation or reduction of molecular oxygen; heme binding. The record is from RefSeq and is a predicted model, not a curated record. Lineage: Eukaryota; Fungi; Ascomycota; Sordariomycetes; Glomerellales; Glomerellaceae.
AUGGCUGGCUUCAUACCAAUCGCUCCGUCGUGGGCUUAUGCCGGCAGCCUCGCCCUCGCCGCCCCCAUUCUGUCCAUCAUCCUCCUGAACAUCCUCUGGCAACAACUGCCUCGCCCAAAGUCCGAGCCGCCGUUGGUCUUCCACUGGCUUCCAUUUAUCGGCAAUGCAGUCUCGUACGGAAUGGACCCCUUCAGCUUCUACUCUCAAUGCCGCGAGAAAUAUGGCGAUGUCUUCACAUUUGUACUGUUUGGAAGGAGAAUGACUGUCUACCUGGGAAUUCAAGGCAACGACUUCAUGCUGAACGGCAAGCUGCAGGACCUCAAUGCUGAGGAGAUCUACAGCCCUCUUACCACCCCCGUCUUUGGGAGCGACAUUAUUUACGACUGCCCCAACUCCAAACUCAUGGAGCAGAAGAAGUUUGUCAAAUUCGGUCUCACCCAGAAAGCCCUCGACUCAUACGUCCCCUUGAUUCAGGAGGAAGUUGUCGACUACAUUCACUCAGCCCCGGCCCUUCAAGGGACCCACGGCACCGUCGAUAUCCCCGCCGCCAUGGCUGAAAUCACCAUCUUCACCGCCAGCCGCUCUCUGCAGGGCGCCGAAGUCCGGAAGAAGCUGACGGGCGAGUUCGCCGAGCUGUAUCACGACCUGGACCUAGGUUUUCGGCCCAUCAACUUCCUGAUGCCCUGGGCACCCCUUCCCCAAAACCGACGUCGUGACAUUGCCCAUGGCCGCAUGCGAGAUGUCUAUUUCGACCUCAUUAACGAGCGCCGAAAGGCCGGAGACCUGGCCGACCAGGAACCCGACAUGAUUCGUAACCUAAUGGACUGCGUCUACAAGAAUGGCACGCCCCUUCCCGACAAGGAGAUUGCUCACAUGAUGAUUACCAUCCUGAUGGCUGGCCAGCACUCAUCCUCAUCCUCCAGCGCAUGGAUCAUGCUGCGUCUUGCCUCGCGACCCGACAUUGCUGACGAAUUGUAUCAAGAGGUGAUGCAGCUCGCCUCCGACCCAUCGAGGCAUGACCCGCUGUCAGGACAGCUCCAGCACGCCGACCUUGGCAAACUCCCUCUGCUUGCCAAUGUCGUCAAGGAGACACUCCGCGUGCACUCCUCCAUCCACUCCAUCAUGCGCAAGGUCAAGCAGCCAAUGCGUAUACCCAACAGCGACUACAUCGUCACCCCGGAUAAGGUCCUCGUCUCCUCUCCCAUCGUGACCCAUCUCAGCGAGGAGCACUUUCGCAACGCCAUGUCGUGGGAUCCACACCGUUGGGACGACGUAGUUGAAGCCGACGACGACAUUGUCGACUACGGCUAUGGUGCAACUUCCAAGGGCACAAAGAGUCCCUACCUACCCUUCGGUGCCGGCCGUCACCGCUGCAUUGGCGAGAAGUUUGCCUAUCUCAACCUGGCCAUCAUUAUCAGCACCUUGGUCCGACACUUUAAGUUUUCCACCCUGCACGGCAAGACUGGCGUGGUGCCGCCUACAGAUUACACAUCCUUGUUCUCUCGCCCAACGCAGCCUGCUGUGGUCCGUUGGGAACGGCGCAAGGUCACAUAG